ACUGACAUGCAAAUAUUUUUAAAGCUUUUAAUCCGUUACCUUGUGAUGUCUUGUUGAAGUAAAGCUUUAUCAGUAGAAGAAAUUAAAAAAAAAAGAAAAGCAUUGUAAAGACAAUGAGUACAGAAAUUGUUAUGAAGGCUUUGUAGCUACAAAUGUAUGUUGCUGCUUUUCAAAAAGAAGUAUCAAUGUUUUAAAUUUACAUUUUCUACGUCGCGCUUACUUCGAAAAAUUUGGCAGCCAUAUUGACUCACUGAAAUCUCCCUGCUUUGGCACAUUGCUGUAAUUAGAGAUAGCGGUGAAUUUUCUUUCAAGAGGAAUUUGAAAUUUCAAGAAGACGAGUUCUUAAAGUGGACUGAACUUUUUUUAUUUUAUAUUUAAUUAUGGCUUCAGUACAAGCGGAAACACUUAUGAAUCCAAAUCAUAAUGCUGGUAGUCCAAACAGACUUGGAAUGCCUUUAAAUUCCAAUGCUAUAACAAGAGAUAUGAUGGCCGAUGAUAUGGGAUGGAAAGCAAAGCUAAAAAUUCCUCCUAAAGACAAAAGGAAAAAAACAUCUGAUGUCACAGACACUAAAGGAAAUGAAUUUGAAGAUUUCUGUUUAAAAAGGGAAUUAUUAAUGGGCAUCUUUGAAAAAGGUUGGGAGAAACCUUCACCUAUACAAGAGGCUAGUAUUCCUAUUGCUCUUUUGGGAAGAGAUAUACUUGCGAGAGCAAAAAAUGGCACAGGAAAAACUGGUGCAUAUAUUAUUCCCAUUCUUCAAAGAAUAGAUAUCACUAAAGACUAUAUACAAGCUCUUGUGAUAGUUCCAACCAGAGAAUUAGCUCUUCAAACAAGUCAAAUAUGUAUUGAAUUAUCAAAGCAUAUUGGCGCUAGAGUAAUGGUUACCACUGGAGGCACAAAUCUUAAAGACGAUAUUAUGCGAAUAUAUGAAAAUGUUCAUAUAAUCAUUGCAACACCUGGACGAAUAUUGGACCUAAUGGAAAAAAAUGUCGCAAAGAUGGAUAGAUGUAAUGUACUGAUUUUAGACGAGGCAGACAAGCUCCUUUCCCAGGAUUUCAAAGGGAUUUUGGAUAAAGUUAUUAGCUAUUUGCCUACUGAUCGUCAAAUUCUGCUUUAUUCUGCUACUUUUCCCUUGACUGUGGAACAAUUUAUGAAGAAGCAUCUCUCAGAUCCUUAUGAAAUAAACCUUAUGGAUGAAUUAACUUUGAAAGGUGUGACACAGUAUUAUGCAUUUGUGCAAGAGAGGCAGAAAGUACAUUGCUUAAACACAUUGUUUUCAAAGCUACAAAUAAACCAAUCUAUAAUUUUUUGCAACUCUACACAACGAGUGGAGCUUCUUGCAAAGAAAAUUACUGAAUUGGGAUAUUCAUGCUAUUACAUCCAUGCAAGAAUGUCACAACAGCAUCGUAAUCGUGUCUUCCAUGACUUCCGUGCUGGUCUAUGUCGGAAUUUAGUUUGUUCAGAUCUUUUUACAAGAGGAAUAGAUAUCCAGGCUGUGAAUGUAGUGAUAAACUUUGAUUUCCCGAAAAUGGCAGAAACAUACUUACACCGCAUUGGUCGAUCUGGAAGAUUUGGCCACCUGGGAAUUGCUAUAAAUUUGAUAACUUAUGAUGACAGGUUUAAUCUGCAUCGCAUUGAACAAGAAUUAGGGACAGAAAUCAAACCAAUUCCAAAAGUCAUUGACAAAAGUCUUUAUGUAUCGGAAUUUCAAUUUGAUGAGACUGAAAACAUCCACUAAAUGCUCACGAAACGAAUGUUAGACUUUUUUAAAUCAGCUGUGAGACCUCUUUUGAAGAAACUCGUUUUUGUGGAUGAGUGCUUGUGAAUCAUGUGGCAUAGUCUGCCAGUAUUUAUUUUUAUGCUAUUUAUUUAUUGUGAUUGAAUAUGAGGGCACACACAAGAGGUUUCAAAAGUAUUCAUUCUAGGAAUCGACAAAACCUGUGCCUUGUUACAAAUUAUGUGUUACUUUUUUUUUAGAAAAAUCAAUCUUGUUUUAUGUGGUGCCUAGCGAGAAAGCGUUUCAUGAAUGAAAUUGUCGCUUUAAUUUUCAUUUGAAAAAAAAAUCUUUUAUCUGAAGUCGUCUCUUGCAUUGUUACCCACGUCAUGCUGCCAAGAAGAGUUAUGUUCAUAAGAAUUUUCACAGCUGUGUAAAUAUGUACAGUGGGACUUUUGUGUUAAUGGUGUCAUGUCUUGUAAAUAUACACCCCAAGUUAAAGUUGAUGACUUCUCAUCAGCACUGUUUCACAAUACACUAUGUUAAAACAUGUUUUGAAGAACAGUUGUUUUCUUCAAAGACUAUGCUCAUCUGAGAAGCUGGCCACUCUUUACUAGUCUUGCUGGCUGAUUGUCCUGGAACAUGUCAUUGCCGAGCGUACCUAUUUAAGAAAAAAAUAUAUAUAAGAACAGUGUAGAUAAAUUUUUAUGUGGCACUUUCUGCUUUUCAGAUGGGCAUUGCUCUCAUUUGUAGGUUUUCUACACCUAUUUUUGUAAACUUAAAAAAUUUCAUCUGAAUAGGUAUUUCUCUGGAUAUCUUUUUCAUCCCUUUUUAAAGGCAGCACUUUUUACUUGAAAAAUGUUCACUUCAUUUUAUUCUGAAAAUCUGAGGUUUUAAGUGAACAUGACAAACAAAUCAAAGAAGCAUUUUUUCCUUCGCGUUUUCUAUUUUCGUCCAGAGAAAUAUCUUUCAGUUUAGUGUAAAUAUUAUAUAUAUUCUAUAUUUAAAAUGUGGCGAGGUGAUCUUGAGUCCAAUGCACCUAAAAAGGAGCGUAACAAUAAUGGAUCAUGUGAAAGGAGAGCUUGCGUGAUGGCCAACUCAAAUGGCAGAAACCCUAGGAACUCUCCAUUCUUGAGACCAGGUGCCAAUAGGUGUUUUACAACCUCUUAAAACAAACUUAAUGCCACUAGUAACGAAAUGGUGCACAAAGUUGUCUGCAAGUUUUACUUUCGACGGGAUAUGGAGCCAAAAUCGCACAGGAUGUGAGAAGCUCGACAGCCGAGAGGAAUAUUAAAAGUUGAAUUUUUCCGCAGAAUCUCUGCUUUUCUAAAACCUCAGAUUUUCAGUGGAUAGCAAAAUAAAAAACAAAUCCCAAGUUUGCAAACUUUUUGGCACUUUUUUUUUCUCCCAGUUGAAAUUCACAAACUUGGCAUUUGUCUUUUGAUUUUAGUCCGAGUAAAACCCAUUUGUGGAAGACAGUAGAAUCCGUUCUAAUGAUAAAUACUUGAAGCUUAAAUUUAAUUUCCUUAGUUUUUACUCUUAAAAUUGCCUGUCUUGCAUCAUAUGGUUGAGUUGGAGGAAAGCCACGGAUGAUCCCCUGUUGGCUUGCUCAGUGUUUUACUCGGAUAGGGAGGAGUUUUCGUUGUGUGGCGAGUGGUAUGAACGAAGUGGAUCACAAAAUUAAUCAGAAAACUCUUGUUAAAAAUAAACAUUUGGCUUAUGUUGAAUUAUUUCUCUGUAUCCGAGACAGUUUGAUCUAAACUUAAAAGUUUUCUGAAAUAAAAAAAUUCUGAUUGGC
Messenger RNA from Uloborus diversus, 3510 nucleotides. RefSeq names its product ATP-dependent RNA helicase me31b-like (gene me31B). The coding region runs from base 381 to 1736 and encodes 451 amino acids. Gene Ontology annotation, cellular component: cytoplasmic stress granule; P-body. The record is from RefSeq and is a predicted model, not a curated record. NCBI's taxonomy places the organism in Eukaryota, Metazoa, Arthropoda, Arachnida, Araneae, Uloboridae. Gene Ontology annotation, molecular function: RNA helicase activity; mRNA binding; ATP binding. Gene Ontology annotation, biological process: cytoplasmic stress granule assembly; P-body assembly. The transcript is spliced from 12 exons.